This is a messenger RNA of Solanum dulcamara, 1909 nucleotides long. Its product is annotated as probable receptor-like protein kinase At1g33260. Gene Ontology annotation, molecular function: ATP binding; protein kinase activity. Bases 605 to 1627 code for a protein of 340 amino acids. The record is from RefSeq and is a predicted model, not a curated record. Gene Ontology annotation, cellular component: plasma membrane. Gene Ontology annotation, biological process: protein phosphorylation. NCBI's taxonomy places the organism in Eukaryota, Viridiplantae, Streptophyta, Magnoliopsida, Solanales, Solanaceae. The transcript has a single exon.
UCUUUAUAUGUUGGUUUUUUGUUUUUUUGUGUGUGGGGUUCUCCUUUUCCUUCCCAGUAGCUUCAGCGCCUAAUAUACUUGUACUCACCGACCGUCACUUACCCUUUUUAUAUCCCACACGUACGGGCAGUGGAUAGCAAUAUUGACUAUAACAACUUUCUUAAACACAGACACAACUACUUCAUCAUUCACUACUAGAGUUCCCAUCAUACACAAUCCGGUUUUCAUUGCCGGCGGCCUGACUAUUUUGAAUUCGCACACUUCUGGAUCGAAAGAUUCAUUGCAACCAUCAUCCCACUAAGCCUUUGUAUUUUGUUGGUUGCUCCCUACUAAGAAAUUCUCCGUUCUAGGCUUGGAGUCAAAGAUUUCUAGUUAAGGAUCAAGAGAUCAUUUUCAACCAUACCCACCAAGCCUCGUGUGUUGUUUCAGUUUUUAACUAUCUGCUCAACCUGACUAAUUUGGAUUCACGUUGAGCCCUAUCUAAUAAGAAAUUCUCCAUUAUCAAGCUUGAAGUCAGAGAUUUCUAAUUAAGAAUCGAGAGAUUCUAACGUCCAUCCCACCAAGCACAAACAAGUUGGUCCUCUGCCUUAUUCUCGUGUCCAUUAUGGCUUUCCUUAGGUGCUUUGGGUACAACGUAAAGCGCGGUGGAGUUGCUGAUGUCCGUGUUUUCGCAGAAGGCGAUAAAGAAGAUCAAUCAGAUAGCACAAUGACUGCUGGUGCAACGAGAUAUACAAGCGACAAGUUGAAGAAAUUCACCAUGAAUUUCUCAAAUUCCAAUAUAAUUGCCUGUGGAGGAUUUAGCAGAGUCUAUUUAGCUAAUUUCCCUGAUUCAUCUCUCAAAGCUGUCAAAAUCAUGGACCGCAGCAGCGAGCGUCUCAACAGAAUCUACAAACAAGAAUUAGACAUCUUGGUUAAAAUCCAGCACGACAACAUAGUUAAACUUCUUGAUCAUUGUGAUGAUGAUGAAUUCGGAAACAUGCUGGUAUUUGAGUAUGUCCCAAAAGGUACUCUACAGGACAAACUCCACGGAAACAACACAAUUCUUUCCUGGAGAAACCGAAUGGCGGUUGCAUUUCAACUUGCUCAAGCUAUUGAUUAUCUACAUGACAAAUGUGCUCUACAAAUUGUGCAUAGCGAUAUCAAAUCUUCGAAUAUUUUGCUAGAUGAUCAAUUCAACUGUAAACUUUGUGAUUUUGGGUCUGCGAAAAUUGGAUUUUCUUCUUCCAUUUCACCACCAACAAAUCGAGUGAUGCUCGGUUCUCCAGGUUAUACUGAUCCUCAUUACUUGAGAACCGGCAUUGCCUCCAAGAAAAACGACAUUUAUAGCUUUGGAGUCAUUAUUUUAGAACUCAUUUCAGGAGUUGAAGCCUUUUCCUCAGUUAGUGGGGAGAGACUGAUAUCGAAAGCUGCUUCGAUUUUGAACGAUGCAUCUAAGGUAGCGGAAAUAAUGGAUCCACGCCUCGAUAGGAAUUACGUAUUGGAGGAAGCUAAGGCCAUGGUUACACUUGCAGCAUUAUGUUUAAGUGAUUUCCCAGGUCUUAGACCCUCUGCUUCUGAAAUCUUGGAGAAUAUGAGAAGUAGAAUAUCUUCCAUCUCCUUUCUAUGUUCAGUUGGUAAAAAGGUUUGAGCUAGGAAGCGCAAGGAGUCAUCUGAAACCCCUUCAGCGAAAAAUUACAUCGUCUAUAAUUACAACAAUAUUUAUGUGUGAUACUAGUUAAAGGUUCAUGUAAAUUUGUAUAGGGAUAUGUCACAAAUGAAAGUUGUCAUAGCUAAGCAAAGAAUUAGUUCAAGAAACUCCUUACAAAUUGAGAGUUGAAAUUUUGAAUGGUCACUUAGAUUCACUUUAAAUUUGGUCUCAAAUAUGUCGUUAUUGUUAUCGUUGUAGAACUUGCUCGGAUUUUUUUAAAUC